AAAAUUUUUGAAAACAAAAAAAUCAGUUCAAAAAAAAAAAAAAAUUAAUCAAACAACGAUUGACUUUCGAAAUGAAUCUUGUAUGAAAAAUGAAGGCAGAAAUUGCGAAUUGCAUUUUAGCUUUGGUUUAUUGCAAUUUGGUAUUUGCUGCUCAAUAUAAAUAUGAACUGGUAAAAACAAAUUCAUUUACAACUAAUACUUCGUAUAAUAUGCGAACAUAUCCCUUUAAAUUACAAAAUCAACUCUUUUAUAAAAGCAACGUGACAUUAAAUGAAAACGAUGUAUGGUUAUUCAAUUUAGCAGAAGAAGUUAACGUUGUUAAUGUUACUUUGGCUGUCAAAGAUAGUAAUUACAAUUUUGAUUUGAUAUUAAGUUCUGGCAUAGGUGCACAUUGUUUAUCCUCAUAUAAAAAGGAUAUCUGUUUUGAAACAAAAUAUCAAAGUAAUAAAUACUAUGAAAUAAAUGUUGGAUUCAAUAGUACUAUUACAAAAUAUAUUAAGUUGUCAGCUGAAGUUAAUCAGAUGCUUCUUUACUUCAUUGUAUACACCGAAGAAUUAAAAAAACCUUCAUAUUUUAAUCCCCCAGCUUCAAGCAUGUAUUCAAUUUAUGAGGCAUCAUUCUUCUCCAACAAUUUAAAUGUUAACUUCAACACUGUUCCUCAAAUAUUAAAUCUUACUACUACCAACAUUCAACCUAUAAAUUCAUUCAAUACAGAAUUUGAUGGAUUUCAAGUUGCAUGGUUUACAAUAAAAUUAAGUAAAGUUCAAUUAGUUCAUCAAUUUAUUGUUAUGUCAAGCAACGAAAAUGAUUUCAAUUUCAUCAAAGGAAUAUCUUUAUCUUUUCGAAUAAAUGAAACCAGAAAUUUUAUUAUAUACAAAGAAAAUGAUGAAAUGAGGGUUUUUGCAAGUAAUUAUAUCAGUUCAAAGUGGUUUUGCUAUACUUUGACAAAUCCCUUUAUGGCAUCAGAAAUUAGAAUAAAUAUUGAUUCAGGAGAUUCACUUAUGAAUUUUAAAAUGGAUUUCAGAUUUAUUGAAUCUAUUGAAUACCAAUAUAAAAAGCCAACCAUUGAAUCAUUAAUAUUUUCAAAAAAUGAUUCUUUGAUAAUGAACUUCAAUGCAUCAAAUUUAAUUACUGGGCUAAUGUUUGAUACUAUUGAUCAAUUAUUGGAGUUUUGUAUCUAUUAUGAAGUAAAUGGUGAAUACUUACCAUACAAAGAUAACAAGCUGUUUAAUGAUAUUAUUGUUUUUUCAAUUUCAUCAGAAAUAUAUUUAUAUCCUUUUCGAACAUCAUCACUUAAACUUUCAUGCCUAAAGUGGAAUACAGUUAGUGAAAGCAACGUUACUAUUGCUGUAAAAGGAACUUCUUAUCUUACUGCUGAUUAUUCUUGGUCAAUAGAAAACAUGAAUGCAAUAAAUAAUUUUGUCCAAUAUACAAGUGUAGUUGGGACUGAAAUUCUUUUUGGUGAUUCAGUUAAAAUGCAGAAAAGUAAUUCUUUAAAUAGACUUAUGAGCAAUCAUUUUGGACCAAGUUGCUACACUCAACCAGAUUUAUGUGAUACUGGAUUUACUGUUCAGCUCAAUGUAAAAGUUCCAUUUUCAUCUCAUGAUGUUGAACUCAAUUUUCGACCAACAAAUGCUUUUUAUAUAGACAGCAACAAUAACAUUUUUGAGCCUGAACUAAUACAUUUUGGACAAUCUUAUACAACUUUCUUCUCAUUUAACAAUGUCAAUCUGCCAUCAAAUGCAGCAGUUUCACGUUUUCAGUUUUUCAUUGGAUCAUAUCAAGGGUCUGGACCAAAUCCCGAAGACUUUUUAGCACAAGCCUAUUUGUUAGUGUCUCAACAUGAAACAUUUGAGUAUUAUUUCACAACCCAGUUAUUUACAAAUACAGCUUUAUAUCUCUCAAAUGAAGAUAAUAUAACCUUUCUGUUUAAUGGAUCUAAUGCAAAAAGCUAUAACAGUCUUGAUUUGUUAAAUCUCUAUAACAUAGUUUCAAAUAAAUAUUUUGGAUUGGUAAAACAUAUAGGUAUUGUCAUAAUACCUAACAAUCAAGUAGAUGGUAACAAUUUUGACUUCAAUAGAAAUGGAUUUAAAUUAGUUAUAUCAUAUAGAACAAAAGUAAUUGGAAAUGCAGAUUUAUCAUCGCAUGUGACAACAGUAAACUCCAUUGUAUAUAGACUUGAUGACAGUUAUUAUAUUACUAAAAUACAGUUUCAAAAUAAAGAGUCAAUAAAAGAAACCUAUGCACUUUUUUCUUAUGAUUUCAGUGGAUAUCACUUUUUUGCUGAGUUUGAAAAAGUAAGUGGAGAUAACAGUAUCAUUGUCGUAAAUAGUUUUAUUAAAACACAAAUGUUAAAGUUUGAUGCUAGUUAUUUAAUUAAUCCUGUUGAUGUCAAAUUUUGGGGUCGUAAAGACCAAAAUCAAUUAAACCCUAUAUAUACUGCUACUGCUUUUUACACAUGGAUAUUUUUGUAUGUUGUAAAUUUUGAUGGAGAAGGUGGUUUGUUAAUAGGACAAUGGAAUGGUUAUCCAUCAACGUCCUUAUUUACAUAUGAAGUUAACUUGCCUUUGGAUGUAAUUGUUACAAACUUGAAUUUUAAAAUUAAUAAUCAGUAUUAUUGUGAAAAUGUUGGAAGUGGAUUUAAUGUGCGUGUCUAUUUGCUAAUGUCUCAAGUAAAAACAUUUAAUAAUAUGUUUAUAGAUCUGAAAAAUAUGCUAUAUAAGUAUUCAAAAUGGUAUCUUUCAAAUGAGCAAUAUGUCAUUUAUAAUUUAUCUCCUAGUGAUAACAGUAUUGAUUUGUUGAGCCUCUAUAAUAGUGUUUUAAAUAAAUAUUCUGGGACGAUCACAUAUAUUGGUUUUGUUGUGAUGCCUGAUAAUGUAUUAAGUCAAAAUAUGUUCUAUUGCAAAUUCCGCAAAAGUAAUAUUCAGUUAGAAAUGCUAUGGACCGGAAAAGAUCAACUUCAGUUAUUCAAUUUGAAUUCUGCUAUGACUUUUAAUACAGCUAUAAAUAUGAUACCAUUUGGCACGAGUUUAGAAGAUUCUAUUGUUUUUGGGCAAAGUCUAGAUCGUCCAAUAACAGCCACGUUUAUGUAUAAAGCUAAUUUACCUUUAGAAAUUACAAGUUUGAAUUUUUUGAUCAGUAGUACUUAUAACUAUUAUGAUAAUGGCAAUGAAUUUAAAAUGCGUGCUUAUUUGCUUGUGUCAAAAGAUGAAUCAUUCAAUAAUAUAUUUAUUGAUCUAAAUAAUAUGUUGUAUAAUUACUCAAAAUUAUAUCUUUCAGAUAAACAUUUUGUGAAUUUUAUUAUGAAUCCUGGAUACAACAGCAUUGAUUUAUUUAAUCUCUUUAAUAAUGCAUUAAAUAAUUAUUCUGACCCAGUUAAUUAUAUUGGUAUAAUUGUGAUGCCUGAAAAUGGAGAAAAAUAUAACACCUAUUGUAAUGCCAAAAAAGAUCAAGUUAAAUUAGUCAUAACAUAUAAAGGAAUAGAAACAUCGAUAACAUAUGUUCCAACAUUAAAGUCAAGAAUAUUUACUUUUGAUGACAAAUAUUAUAUUACUGGAAUAGAGAUGAAAAAUAAUGAUAUAGUAAAAGAAACAUUUGUUUUAUCUGCUUUAUCUUCUGAUGCUUUUAUUCAAGAUCAAUAUGUAUAUGUUAACGAUUUUGAACUAGAGGGAGGAGAAUUUCAAUACAUUACAUUAAAUGGUAUUACCAUGGCAGGUGUUUUGAAUGUGACUUAUUUAAAUAAUGCACCUGAUGUUCAAUUUUAUGGAAGUAAAUAUAUUGGUAUGACUUCAUCAAUUAUUUCUGCUGGGCUUGGGGGUUAUGAAAACAAAGCUCAAGGAAACGGUUUUCAAAUUCAAUUAAACAGUGAUAAUAACAUUGUAGCUACAGUCGUUACAAAAGACAGUAUGUAUGUAGCAAACAUGGAGAAUCCAAUUGCAGUUCCUUAUACUCUGACGAUUGUAUGGUAUAAACAAAAUGAUACAUUGUUUUUGUAUCACAAUGAUGAUUUAAUUAGUGUGGGAAACCAUUCGAGUGUUUCUUCACGCCCUUGUUUGUAUAAUGAGUAUCUUCUUUUGUAUGCUGAUUAUUACAACUACUCAAAUCUUAAUGGAGCACUAUCUGGUAUUAGGAUGUGGUCCAUUCCUUUAUCAUCUAAUGAGAUAUCUCAUUUAUUUAAUGAAACAGUUUCAGACUGGAAUAAUUUGGAUGCAAACCCUCCAUCAGGAUUUAAAUUUGGUUCAGAUUGCUAUUGUAAAAAUUUGGUUUGUCCAUGUGAAAUGCUUGAACUGUCAAGUACUGUUGAAUACUCUAGCAGGCUAUCAGAUGUUUUUUUAAUGAAUGAUGAUGACUAUUAUGAUGAAGAAAUAAAUGUGUAUGUUUUUAAUAACUUAGCUGCAUACUUUGAUAAUAUAAUGUUGAACUUUCAAGAGAUAUGGCUUCAAAAAGUAUUUAUAGAAGGCAGUUUAGUUUCAAGUAAAAGUGAUUCAUGUUCCAGUAUAACAAUGCAACUUGAAAACAAUGCAGAGAUAGUUGAAACUAAAUGGUGUGACUCCGUAAAUUCAAAUGAGCUUUUUUCUAGUCCUGAUUUAACACUGUUGCUUAGUCACCUGCUUAAAGUUGUAAAUUAUGCUAAACCAUUGACAAUCAUAGUUAGGUUUAAUGGUGUUGUUUUGCAACCAGGAUGUGUUUUAGUAAUUACAUACUUGUUGCCUAAACCCUUUACUUUCAUACAUGCAAGUGCAAUUCAAAGUGAUUCUCGAGAUUUGUUGGAAUCAAUUUCUUUACCUGUUACUAGUUCAUGUUUGUCAUUUCAGUUUAAGUUUGGUGGAACAGGAUUUGUGAGUCUUGUUGUAUUAGGUUACACUAAUCAAAUUACAAAAGAAUUAGCUUUUUUCUAUCGACGAGAGGGUCUCAACCAAUGGGUUACCAGUUUUAUUAAUUUGCAAAAUCACGAUGACGUUUUAUCAGUAAAUUUUGUUGCUUUAAAAAAUGGCCUUGGAAUUGGUUACAUUGCACUUGGCACAAUACUGUUUUUAAGUUGUAAUAAAUUGGGAGAAAAGGAGCCAACUGUAGAUUUUGAGAGUGACUUAACAUACUUGAAUGAUUCAUUCUUUCCUUAUCCUGCAAUCUAUGUUAGAGGAUCUUUGGAACUGUUUGCAAGUUUCCCUAAUUCUAUAGUCACAUCAGAUGAUAAUAGUAUUUUUUUGCAAACUAUAUACGGAUACAUUGAAAAAGUUUCAAGGAAAACACUUAGUUUUUUAGAAGUAAAUUUGAACAAAGAUUUUACAUUUACAUUUUGGUACCAAGUUAAAAAUUCACAAAACCAAAUUAUUAGUUUUAUGUAUGGUAAAGAAAUAAAGAUUUAUCAGCGAACUACUUCUACAAUUAGAGCAAGUGUUGAUAACUUACAAAAAGAUGAUAACAUAAAUCCAUCUUUACAAUGGCAUUACAUUGUUGUUCAGUAUGAGCGAAAGUUUUUAAAGCUUUCGUUUGAAGUGGAUUUUAUUGUUAGUAUUGUUUAUGAUGGAAUUCAAUUUCCACAAAAUUCAAACCUGACAAUUGUUUUGGAAAAUAGCAUAUUCUGUUUUCAAAUGUACAAAGAAAUAUUGUUUCAUUCUGCAUUAAAAGCAACAAUGUUAUGUAUGAAUAAGACAGUGGAAAAUGCAUGCACACAACAAACAAGUAGUUGUGAAUGGUGUAAUCCAUUAUAUGGUGAAUGGGAAUUGUAUCCAUGGGAAUACAUUUUUGAUAAAAAUGGUGAUUGUCUUCAAGAUUUAGAUGAUUUCAACAAAACUUUAUACCAAUCUUUUAAUAGCAUUAUUAAUGGAAGUUUUGUGGCUGACAACUCUGAUGGUUAUGAAGUUAAGUUAUCAGCAGAAGUUAAACCUGUCUUGGGUUUUAUUAAUAAUGGGUUGUCAACUGAGUCUAACUAUGUUGUUGUUGCUAAUCAAGAUGUUUCUAAUUAUUUAAGUAAAAGUUCUUAUAUGUUUUCAGCUUGGGUCAAGCACACCUGUGAAAUUGAAAAUCAAUACCAGCCAAUUAUAAGUACUUCACUUGUUGUGUUGCUUUGUGGUGUUAUAGAUAUAAAUGUUCUUUCUGUUAAACCAACUUUAGUUUUUCAUGAUAAUUGUUUGUAUCCAUUACCUGGAAAGUCUGGUUUAUGGUACAACUUUGCAUUUGUUUAUAAUGAAACUAUAUCAGUUUACAUUGAUGGGAAACCUGUUUUAAAAACAAAGUGCUUAGACAGUACUUUGCCAUUUAAAGAUAUUGCACAAAACAAUGAUAUACGUGUGUGGAGUGUUAGUUCGAAUGCUACUUUGGUAGAUGAAGUAUUUAUUGGAGAUGUUGCUCCUGAAACUUUAUUCUGGAGGCAGUUAACAGGUAAUAUGAAUUUAAAAAAAACUAAGCAAAUGACAAAGCCUUCUCGGUUUCACUUAACCUCGCAAGAAACUUGGGUUUAUGAGACAAGUUUCAAUGGUAGCUAUCUGUAUGAAAGAGUUAUUGCAAUUUUAGAGCCUCAGAUAACAGAACUGCUUCGCUCAUCAAUCAGAGAGUUUUUAUUAGGUGAAGUUACAUCAAUGCAACUGAUUCAGAACCGAAAAGUUAUUUGUGAUUUGGAUAUUUAUCUUGCUGUUCAAAGUAAAGAGGUUUUUCAAAAGAUUGCAGAAACUUUAAAUAAAUUCAUUAGGAUUUUCCUAGCAUUACAAACAAUAACAUUUCCAGAAAAUUCACUAAUUGCUCCAGUUUAUCCUGAUGAUUUGCUUGUUGAUCCAACAAAUUCUGACAAAUUACUUGAAUAUUACUCAACAUUAGCAACUUAUGAAGUACUUCUUCAAAGUAAAACAUUUGUUGUGAUUUCAUUAAACCUUUUUGAAGAUGUAAGAUAUCCUAUCAGUACAGCUUUUAUUCAAUGGAAUCAAAAAGAUGGAUCUGACACAAACCAAAUUUGGUCUAAUCAAACAAAUUUUAUUAUAAUCAGUCCUUUAAAAGUUUUUACUGAAUAUUAUAUUUGUUUUGCGUUUACAACAAUCAGAAGGAAAAUGAGUUUGUGCAAAACACAAAAUAAAUCAUUUUGGACUGCAGAAGGAGAACCUGUUCAGUCUCCUAGUUUAAAUUGCUUAGUUAACCAAGCAAAUAAAACUAUGAGAUGCAACAUUGGUAAAAUAAAUGCACAAAAUUGGAAAGGAGUUCAAUAUAGCUACAACUUGGUAUACAGAAUAAAGUUGCCAGAUGAUAAUUGUGAUAACACAGAAAGCAAAUUAAACCAUUAUAUCAUAACAUAUUAUAAUCUUACAACAACAAACCCUGAAAAAUUAAGUGUGAUUUUUGAUACUUCUGAUUAUCAUUUUUUACAACUAUGUAUUACUGCUUAUGGUACAACUCAAGGUGGAAAUGGAAUUGGUGUUGCAAAUUUUAUUGUUAUUAGAACUCAGAGCACUGCACCUGAUAUUGCACCUGGUGGUUUAAUUGCAAGUUUCAACAACUCUGAAAUUAUAUUUGAGUGGCAAUCUCUUGAUAAUGAUACUGAUGUCUGGAAUGAUGUUAAAGCACCAGGUUCUUACCACUUAAGCUAUGGAAUGUUAAAAAGUUCAUUACCAAUUGCAGUUGAUUCUUUUAAUACUAUUAAUGUUAGUAAUAAUCAAUACAUUUUGAAAAAGGCAACCCGAUGUCAUGUUUACAUUGCUUAUGUAAAUGCCUAUUCUGUUGCACUUGGUCCUGCAAGUCCUAAAAUAUGUUUUCUUAGUCCGCUUACAAAACCAGACUGUGUAAAUCCAGUUAUUAAAGCAUAUUAUCUUGUUGACCCAAGAACAGCCAUCUUUCUUCCUGAUAGUUUUGAUCCUACAUAUUUUAGAGGAGUUAAAAAGUCAUGGUUAUUUGAUGUAUAUGUUACAGGAAGUUAUGAUCCUGGACCUAUUGAAUUAACUUAUCGUAAUAUAAUGUUUAAUUUUGAAUUUGCAAUUGAAGACUAUGCUGAAAAAUCUGCAAUAUGUGAUGAUGACAAAUUAUUGAGAUUUCUUAAUCAAACUACUAAUUAUGAAUUAACUCUGAUGGGAUUACAUCCUUAUACAAGUUAUAAAGUUUCAAUUCAACCCUGCAAUGAAUAUGGUUGUGGUAACAUUUCAAAUCCUGUGUUUUUUACAACAUACUCUGACAUACCAAGCUGUUCACCUAACUCACUUUACUUACAAAAUGAACCUGAUGUAGCUGUGGUUGUAUCAUGGAAUGCACUAGAUGAUAGUUGUGCUAAUGGAAUUUUAGAAAGCUACACUCUUAAAUGCUCAGGAGAACAAUCAGGCUCCCUGGAAAAUAUUACUUCAGAUCUUUCAGUAAUGUUUUUUAAUUUGCAUAAUUAUGAGAUAAUUUGUUGUCAAGUUGCAGCAGUUAAUAUUAAUGGAACUGGACCUUAUAGUUCUAAUGAAUGCAUUUACACUCCUGAAGCUGAACCUGAUGCUGUUCCAAUGCCACGUAACAUUGAUAUGACAUCUUUUACUGGAAGUUUUACUAUACUGCCUCCUGAUCGUUAUGAGAUGAAUGGUGUAGUUUUAGGCAUUAAAGCAACCAUAAAAAACAUUUCUAUAGCAAACUCAACUUUUGAAACAUCAAGACUACAACAUCGAUCUUUACCAUACUCUGAAGAGUUUGAUUUUUAUUUUAGUCCCAUUGAUUUGUACAGUGGUUCAGUAAAUAUUUUGUUUGAAAAUUUGCUUCCAUCAUUUGUGUAUAAUGUAGAGCUACAAUAUUUUAACUCAAUUGGUUAUGGUCCUUUGAGUGAUACUUAUCAAAUUGUUACAGAAGAAUAUUAUUCAGAGGCACCAAGUUUAAUAUCAUAUUCAAGUGACAAUGUAAGAAUCAUAACAGUUAAUUGGAGCCGUGUUCCUAUUGAAAAGAGUAAUGGAAUAAUAUCUCAAUAUAUAAUUUGUCGUAGUCAGAUAUUAGACAAUAACAUCAUUGGAAAAGAAGUAUGCUUCAACCACACAAAUCCUUUAGUCCUUAUGUUCAACUUAACUGAUUUAGAUCGUGGAAGCACUCACAAUAUUAGUGUUGCUGCAUGCAAUAAAGCAGGAUGCGGAAAGAAGAUCUAUAUUCUUGCAAGUGCUAUGGGAUUCACUGACGGGCAAUGGUUAGAGUGGUCAAAAUGGGGAGCUUGUAGUAAGACGUGUGAUCAAGGUAAGAUGAUAAGAACACGAAUUUGCACACCACAUACUGACGGAGGUUAUGAUUGUUUUGGGAGUAACUUAGAGUUCACACCUUGUCAACUGGCAAGGUGUUCAGGCUUUGUUUUGGGAAGUGAAGGUCAAACAAACUGCACAGCUGUAUGUUCUCGUAACAAUUAUAUAUGUUCGCCUUUUUAUUUAAAACCAUAUAAUGAUACAUCUCUUUUUCUGGAUGCAGUUAUACCAAUUACAUGUAAAAUUAGUUUGGCUAACAAAGUCUACAGAUCUGAUUUAGAUCCUAGUUUUGACAACAGUACAGGCGUUUGUCAUGGUUACAUUAAUAUUCCAGAUGAAGUUCCUUGUGAGAGUGAAAGCACCUUUAAUCAACCAAAGAUGCACAGAUUGUGUAAUUGUAUCAGUCCAGAUGAUUAUGGAUUUACAAAAUGGGCUCAUUGGAGUUUUUGCUCAGAGACUUGUGGAAACACUAGUGUACAAGUCAGAAAGAGGAAUUGUCUAGGAACUUGUACUGGAAACUCGAAAGAAACCCGUGUCUGCGAUGUUCCAUUAUGUCCAGUUGAUGGAGAAUGGGGAAGUUGGGGAAAUUAUUCUGAAUGCAAUACCACUUGUGGGUAUGGCUAUCAAAUUCGAACUAGAGAUUGUAACAAUCCAUCCACAGUUGGAAGUGGUACACCAUGUCAAGGAGUUCAGAAAGAUGAAAAACCAGAGUGCAAUGCAUUUCCUUGCCCAGUUGAUGGUGGUUACUCAAACUGGACUGAAUGGUCAAUAUGCAGUAGACCAUGUGGAGAAGGAGUAAGCAUUAGUCGACGUUACUGCAACAAUCCUGUUCCUGCGCUGAGGGGAAAAGAUUGCAAUGGCAGUGAUAUAAUGAUAAUGCCGUGUUACCUUCAAAAUUGCACAUCUAUUCAAGUGGAUUUGACACUGAGAACACUGGAAACUUGGGACUGGAGAAUGUAUGAUAUUAAUUCAAAAGAAGGUCAGACGUUUGCUCAGCGGUUUAAAGAAUCUAUUUACGAGUACUUCUAUAACAACAGCAUAAAUGGUUUUAAUAGAGUUGAAGUAACCCGGCUAAAAGCUGGGAGUGUUAUUGUAUAUUACACAUUAACAUUUGAUUAUUUGUAUGAUCAAAUGAUUCUCUUCAUUGAUGGAAUCAAUCAAGCAGGAAAAAUAACUAACAUUAGUAUAGAGAGAACCCAGUACUACUCUUCAGAUGAUGUAUCAUGCCCUCCUCCUUACAAUAUAUCAGUUGCAUCUUAUGACAAAAACACUGUGAUGUUAUCAUGGUUGCGAGAUGCUUGUAUUAACAAAACAGACACAUGGUUGUAUGUUUAUUACAAAGACAUUACUUCUGCAAACUCAACAUGGGAAUGGAGAGGUUUAGAUUCAAAUAAAACGUUAGGGUUUCUGCCUGAUCUCAUUACAUCUCAUAAAUAUAAAGCAUACAUGCUUACUGCUUUAAGUAUUGGAAAUGGUUUGCCAAGUACCCUGUUUUAUUUUGAAACAUCAUCUUUUCCACCAGAGCGACCACCUCCUUAUGCAAAUUCAUAUUCUACAGAUCCAACAGAAAUUUAUAUUGAGUGGACAGAUAUUCCAGUGAAAUAUAGUAAUGGUAAAAUACUUGGUUAUAGAAUAAGAUACAAGAUUUACACAAAAAAAGAAACAUACCAAGUAGUUGAAGCUCAAUUUGGUUUUAAUGCUUUCACAAUAAAAAAUUUGAAACCAUAUACACUUUACCUUGUUGAAGUUUAUGGAUAUAAUGCAAAUGGUGAUGGUCCUGUUCAAUACUCUAUGUGUAAAACAAUUGAAGGAGUACCUUCUAUUCCAGUUCCAAAUUUUGUUGUAAAUGAUAUGCAAUCAACGAGUUGGUGGUCUGUAUCUUGGAGACCUAUACCAACAGAGUAUGUCAAUGGAGUUUUACUUGGAUAUCGACUCAUAUAUUAUUUAAGUUAUCGAUCAGGAGUAGAAAUAAGUGGAGAAAAAACUAAAAUUGUUUUAGACUUUGACAUAUACACUCGAUAUUACAAACAAAGAGACCUUCUUAAUUAUGCAAUUUACAGUGUGAGUGUUGCAGGUUUUACUGCUGCUGGUAGUGGCCCUGCCCCUGAAUACCAAGCAAAAACAUGCAAAUGCCCUGAAUUUCUUUUUGCAAACUUGUACAUUAAAAAACCAUUUACUUCAGCUGAUGCUAAUUUGAAUCCAAGCGGAUUUUUUUUAACUUUGUUGCAAGAGAUGGUUGUUAAAUCUUGUGGUUCAUGUCAAGGUUACUCUAAUUCUAAACUUUACUUCAAUCAAUCUAAAUCCGGAGAUGAAACAAUUAAAAGCUCAGAAUUUGAUUUAAAAAACGCUAUAAGCAACGAUGUUGACAUAAGUUUUCCUAUAUACGGAAUGAAUGGACGUGAAGUGGCACCUGACAGCGAGUUUUCUGUGUUGGUAAUGUCACCUGGUAUCGCAAUAGUUGUGCGAAACGAAAAUACAAUAAAUCAAGUUAUAAACAAAAUGUUGUUAGGCGUGUUGAAUGUGUGGCCUGUGCUGCUUAUCAGCUAUGCCAUUGCUUCUAUAUUUGGGAUUGUAAUUUGGUUUACUGAUCAGUUUUCAAAUCCAGAACAGUUUUCCAAAGGAAGUUCACUUCGAGGACCGUUGUCAGGGUUUUGGUUUACAUUCGUCACUAUGACAACAAUUGGAUAUGGCGAUUUGAGUCCACGUUCAGUAUUGUCACGAACGUUUGCAAUGGUUUGGUUUCUUACUGGAUUAAUUUUAAACGGCAUAAUUAUUGCUUUUAUAGUUACAAACUUAACGACUUUGAGUUCUUCCAAGGAUUAUAUGUUAUACAACACAAAGGUUGCAGCAUUAAACAAUUCUUUAGAACUUAAACUGGCUAUUAUAAACAAUGCAGAGGUAUCUCAAGUGCGUUACACAGAUAUUUUAUCGAUGCUUGAAGAUUUACAGAACAAGGUUGUUGAUAUCGUGUACGUUGACACGUUAUCAUUGUUGGGCUAUCAAUCUGUGUUGGACGAAAAAUCCUUAACAAUAAUAUCUCUCGAUAAUAUAAAUACUGGGUACGGUUUUGUCAUGUCUGGAAGCAGUGUGGUUUUAACAAUAGAUAUUGAUAGUUUUAUUGGUUCAAAAAGUAACGAAAUUUCUGCAUUUGCGACAUCAUUAAGAUCAGAAAUUCCAAGUCUUGCUGUCCAAGAUUCAAGCCAAAUUAUUGCAGAUAUUUUUUCUGAAACAUCGCCUGCCUUUCAAAGCUCACUAAUUUACUUGAGCAUCAUGAUUAUUCUGUUUAUUGUUUGUGCUUUUACAUUUGAGUUUAUUAUGCGCAGAAAGAAAAACAAAGUUGGAGUGGAUGCUACAUUCAAACAGCAACUUUUUGAAUUAAAACAGUAUGUUUCUGAUUUUCGAAACGAAUUUGCUAAAGUUACAGAUCAAAUGGUGUGUCAACACGAUGAAGAAAGAGUAAUACUGGCAGAUCUUAAAAGAUUUUAUAAAAACAAAGUUAAGAGAAUUGGUGUCUCCGAAACAGAAAGAUUGGCUGCUAUGAAUGAUAAAUACAGAUUUAAUCCUGUUAUAUUUAAACAGUUCAAAUAAUAUACGCUGUUUUUACGUUUAUUUUUUUUUGCCACAUUAAAAAAACAAAAUGCUUCUACGUUUAUAGCAUAAAAUGCAAUAAAUUAAUUUUUUACAUAUUUUAUUUACUUAGUAAUUUGCUUAUAAUUCUAUAAAAUAAAUUUUAUUUAAAAUGCGUUCAAAUAUUGUUAAUAUUUUAAAGAUUUCAUUCUAUUUAACUUUGCCAAAUAACUUGCACUUUUUUACACGAAAACUAAGUUACUUCAGAAUUAUAAAUUUUGUAUUGUAAAUUUAUUA
Messenger RNA from Hydra vulgaris (swiftwater hydra), 13034 nucleotides. RefSeq lists its product as uncharacterized. Gene Ontology annotation, cellular component: membrane. The record is from RefSeq and is a predicted model, not a curated record. Gene Ontology annotation, molecular function: protein binding. Lineage: Eukaryota; Metazoa; Cnidaria; Hydrozoa; Anthoathecata; Hydridae.